AUGCGUCACAUUGCGCGAUUCAAUAUACCUCCGAGGAUGAAUACAGUCUGGAAUGUGGAUUCUAGCUGUUACUGUAAGGCUCAGCAGAAUGUUCAGAAGUUACAUUUGAUUGGGAUCAUUCGACGCAUUGAAGUUCGCACCGAGUAUCUCAGUUUUAGAGCAGUACCCUUUACCACAUUCGACGCCAGCAUAUCGCGAUGGAUAUCAAUUUUUUUUAUAGCAGACAGCAUAAAGAAUACGCUAGCAGAAAUAUUAUAUGCCCUGAAAAAUGAGAUGAUUCAGAAUAUGCAUCAACCGCUGCAGAUGACCAUUUCUUCGUUCCAACACAUUCAAUUGCCGAAAAUCAUCUCUCAAUUGUUCCCGUGCUAUCAAGUCAACUAUCAAAAUCCUAGGAAGGCAAAGCAAGGCAAAGCAUUUCAACAAAGGAGAAGGACUCGAAUCGAUCAAACCGCAAACAAGAGACUCACCACUAUGGCUCAAUCAUUGAUGGACCUUCUUCCACAAAGCCUUCACCUAUUCGACCACGAUAACUCACCAAGAUCCACCAGAGCUUUCCAGCGAAUGGGCCAUGAAUCUUUCCCUCUUCCGAUUCACACGUUGACGACAUGA
Molecule: messenger RNA, 609 nt
Organism: Botrytis fragariae
Lineage: Eukaryota; Fungi; Ascomycota; Leotiomycetes; Helotiales; Sclerotiniaceae
Exons: 3
Coding region: 1-609 (202 amino acids)
Source: RefSeq, a predicted model, not a curated record